Messenger RNA from Manihot esculenta (cassava), 426 nucleotides. RefSeq names its product probable protein arginine N-methyltransferase 1. Gene Ontology annotation, cellular component: nucleus. Gene Ontology annotation, molecular function: protein-arginine N-methyltransferase activity. Gene Ontology annotation, biological process: peptidyl-arginine methylation. The transcript is spliced from 4 exons. Lineage: Eukaryota; Viridiplantae; Streptophyta; Magnoliopsida; Malpighiales; Euphorbiaceae. The record is from RefSeq and is a predicted model, not a curated record. Bases 1 to 426 code for a protein of 141 amino acids.
AUGGGAUAUUUUCUAUUGUAUGAAAAUAUGUUAAACACGGUCCUCUAUGCACGAGAUAAAUGGCUUGUCAGUGAUGGAAUUCUUCUACCAGACAAAGCUUUCCUUUAUUUGACAGCCAUUGAGGAUGCAGACUACAAAGAAGAUAAGAUUGAAUUUUGGAAUAAUGUGUAUGGCUUUAACAUGAGUUGCACCAAGAAGCAAGCCAUCAUGGAACCUCUUGUUGAUACUGUUGAUCAGAAACAAAUUGUCACAGACUGCCAGCUCCUCAAGAUUAUGGAUAUCUCUCAAAUGGUUUCUGGGGACGCUUCCUUCACAGUUCCUUUUAAGCUUGUGGCUGAGCGGGAUGAUUACAUCCAUGCCUUGGUGGCCUACUUUGAUGUGUCAUUUACCAAAUGUCGCAAGUUAAUGGGCUUCUCUACAGGUUAA